AUGACCUUCAAACGAUACGAAUCUUAUAGAAUAUGUGUGCAACGUGAAUUCGCUUUUGCAUUAGUACUUUACCGUUUUGCGCACCCUCGAAGCUAUUGCACGAUGGAGAAAAAAUGGGGCAUGAACAGAAAGAAUAUGGCCUGCAUAAUAAACCAAUUUUCGACUAUGCUGAUCAGCAAAUUCAAGUAUGGUCUUGAAUUUGAUAGCCGCCAAUUCUCUCGAGAAAAUUGUGCCAAAUUUUCAGAGGCCAUCUACGAGCAAUGUGGCGUAUAUAAAAACAUCAUUGGCUUUAUUGAUCGCACAAUGCAGAAAGUCUGCUGUCGUACAAACAAUGAUGAGCAGAAACAUACUGGCAAUGGAUGGAAGCUCUAUUCUGAACAGCAUGUCCAUUGCAUUAAGUAUCAAGCUAUUGGUACACCAGAUGGUAUCACUAGCACCCUUGUGGGCCCAUUUAUUGGGUCUGCUCAUGAUGCCAAGGUGUUUGAUGAUACAAAUACACUUGAUCGAUUGAUUCUUCAUCUUGGCCAGUUGGGUCCUUUGACACCACAAGUCAAUUAUAGAAUUUACGGGGAUUUGGAAUACAAGAAGUGUAAGCAUGUAUUCAGACCAUACAAAGAGCACGAGAUCAGAAUACAUGCUAAUGGGAAGUAUGUUAACACUGAAAUGGCGAAGGUCAGAGUUCAAGUGGAGAUAGAGUUUGGGAAAGUAUCCCAAUACUUCAAGCUUUGCAAGUCUAGCUACAUCAUGAAGUUCAAAGGGAACACGAACCCAGCUCUGGUCUACAUUCUCUGUACUUUGUUCAAAAACUUCCACACCUGUCUAAAUGGAUCAGCUACAAAGCCAAUUUUUGGAUUAACUCCUCCAACUAUAGAAGAAUACAUCAGUGGUCUUAUGCGUGAGCGACAGAAGCAUGACACCAUUGACAAUGUUGAUACUAUAUUGAAUAACGCAUCAAAUUUGGUUCAAAAUAAACCAAUUAAAUAA
Molecule: messenger RNA, 984 nt
Organism: Phycomyces blakesleeanus NRRL 1555(-)
Lineage: Eukaryota; Fungi; Mucoromycota; Mucoromycetes; Mucorales; Phycomycetaceae
Exons: 4
Coding region: 1-984 (327 amino acids)
Source: RefSeq, a predicted model, not a curated record